Molecule: messenger RNA, 156 nt
Organism: Trametes versicolor FP-101664 SS1
Lineage: Eukaryota; Fungi; Basidiomycota; Agaricomycetes; Polyporales; Polyporaceae
Exons: 1
Source: RefSeq, a predicted model, not a curated record
UUUGUGCGCGAUGACUUGGUGGCGAAGGGUCAGGCAGAGGUUCGGUGGGUUCGGACAGAUGACAUGGUGGCGGACAUCCUUACCAAGGCUCUCCCGCAUGAGAAGCAUUGGAAGUUUGUCCGUGCUAUGGGACUUAGGCUGCGCUCGAGUGGGAGU